GCUAUGUAUGACGUCAUUUCCGCCCCGCUUUGGGUGGUGCCAAGAUGGACGCUCCGUGGGCUCGGGAGCAUCUCCGCCGGCGUUACUUGCUGCCCACUGACGCCGAGAUCCGGCUGGACCGCGAGGGCGACAUCGGGCGGGAAAGCUCUGCAACUGUUGAGAAAAAGGAGAAACCUCUUCCAAGACUUAAUAUCCAUUCUGCAUUCUGGAUUUUAGCAUCCGUCAUCUUGACCUAUUAUGUUGAUUUCUUUAAAACCCUUAAAGAAAACUUUCACACCAGUAGUUGGUUUCUCCCGGGCGCUGCCUUGCUGCUCGUCAGUUUAUCCGUUGCGUUUUACUGCAUUGUCUACCUGGAGUGGUACCGUGGCGUUGAGGAAUACGACGUCAAGUAUCCAGCGCUGGUGCCCGUCACAACGGCCACUUUCAUUGCAGCGGGAAUUUGUUUCAACAUUGCUUUGUGGAGCGUGUGGUCAUUCUUCACGCCACUCUUGCUGUUCACCCAGUUCAUGGGGGUCGUAAUGUUCAUCUCACUCCUCGGAUGAGCUGAAGAUCUGAGGACGUGGACAUUUAAAAGGAGCGAUUGGAAGUCCAGCCUGCCGAGCUUCGCAGACCGUGGGAAAGCCGCAGUGUGCUCUUGUGUCUGUGAGGGGAUGCCUGGGACUCCCGGGAGAAACUCUGAAGAUCUGUUGGUGAAAUUAGAAUAAAGUUUAUUCCUUUUGCCCAAAUGA
This is a messenger RNA of Chinchilla lanigera (long-tailed chinchilla), 728 nucleotides long. It is a transcript of the gene Tmem128, whose product is annotated as transmembrane protein 128. Bases 45 to 542 code for a protein of 165 amino acids. Lineage: Eukaryota; Metazoa; Chordata; Mammalia; Rodentia; Chinchillidae. The transcript has 5 exons. The record is from RefSeq and is a predicted model, not a curated record.